Acanthoscelides obtectus is the source of this 458-nucleotide messenger RNA. NCBI's taxonomy places the organism in Eukaryota, Metazoa, Arthropoda, Insecta, Coleoptera, Chrysomelidae. The record is from the annotation of a GenBank genome assembly.
AGGUGUCGUUAAUACUAUUCUGUCUCUACCUAUGUUCAAAGUACUGGGGCGAUUAGCAUACAGUGUUUUGCUGAUACACUUCGGCUUUCAGACUGCAAUGCUGGCAGCUGGAAAAAACCCUACCUAUUUUUCGAACUUCAUGUGUAUUUUCAAUGCUCUAUCUGAUAUAGCCAUUACCACGGCAGUAGCAAUACCCUUCACGUUAUUCUUCGAGUAUCCUGCAAUAGGAUUAGUGACGACUCUUCUGCAAAACAAAGCUGGCAUGACGCAGAAAACCAAUCGUAUCGACGUGAAGCCAUGAUAUGUAUAGUUCUGUAUAUUUUAUCAGGCCUCACUCAUAUAGGACUAUUGUCUGGCCGCUAUUGCAAACAAGUAUUAUAUUACAAUUAUAAUUAUUACAAUAUUCUACCAGCAUCACAGAAAUAAAUAAUUUCCACGAAUUAUAACAAAUUAGUGAG